Messenger RNA from Dicentrarchus labrax (European seabass), 5874 nucleotides. RefSeq lists its product as uncharacterized. The transcript has 18 exons. The coding region runs from base 444 to 4403 and encodes 1319 amino acids. The record is from RefSeq and is a predicted model, not a curated record. NCBI's taxonomy places the organism in Eukaryota, Metazoa, Chordata, Actinopteri, Moronidae. Gene Ontology annotation, molecular function: protein binding.
UGUGUGUGAGCGUGUGGGUUGGCAUUCAUCACAUUCUGGGGACAACAAACUGUUUACACAGUCACGUCAUGGGGACCUCUGACAGUAUGGGGACGAAAAAUGAGGUCCCCUAAAGGGAAACUCUUUUAAAUGAAUGCAGGAGUCUAUCUGAAGGUGCCUGUGUGGUUUUUUAGCUUUGGCCCAUUGGGCAUGUUUUCCAGUUAGUGUGUGUGUGUGAACGGGGCACGCUUGCGCCCCCUUACAGUUUGAGCUGGUAAGGCACUCACCGUUCCACACACACAGAUCUUCCAAAUAUGGUUUGUUACCGCCCACUUCCUGGUCCUCAUUAAGAAUGAUUAUAGAAGCAAACACAAUUUUCCGUGUUUAAAGGGAGCAAUCGCAAAGGCUCUUCAUUUAAAGAUGUUUGUUGGAUAAAAAGAGGAACUACACACAACAAGUUUGAAAUGCCACCAAGGGUCAGUCCCCUUAAGGAUGCCCUUCAGCAUCUGCAUUCAAAGACUGACAAAACAAGUAAACUAGAGGUGAAAUACAUAAAUGCAGUGAAAGGACGUGGCAUAUUUGCCCUAUCUUCAUUCUCCAAAGGAGAUUUUGUACUUGAAUACAGAGGAGACAUGAUAGAUAAUGCAGAAUCCCAAAGGAGAAGACGCAUUUACCACCCAUCAUGUGUUGCAUUCAUGUUCUCAUUCAAGUGGAGAGGGAGAACAUGGUGUAUUGAUGCUUCGCAAGAAGACGGAUCAUUUGGACGGCUUGUCAAUGAUGAGCACAUACGUCCGAACUGUAGGAUGAAAAGGAUUGACGUCGAUAGGAAACCACACUUGUGUUUGUUUGCCUUAAAUGAUAUACAACAUGGAGAGGAAAUUACAUAUGACUACGGAGGUGAAGACUGCCCACAGAGAAUGCAAAUGACCAUGAAUGCAGCUGAUGUCAUCAUUCCUGUGGACAGCUCCCACCCUGCUGACUUGUUAGAGACUCGGAUGGAUGAAACUGCCCAAGACACUAAUCAACAGAUGACCAUGAAUGCGGCUGAUGGUGUCAUUUCUGGGGAAAGCUCCCACUCUGCUGUCUUGUUAGGACCACACAUGGACGAAACUGCCCAAGACACUAAUCAACAGAUGACCAUGAAUGCGGCUGAUGUCGUCAUUCCUAGGGAAAGCUACCACCCUGCUGACUUGUUAGAGACGCAGAUGGACCAAACUGCCCAAGACACUAAUCAACAGAUGACCAUGAAUGCGGCUGAUGGUGUCAUUUCUGGGGAAAGCUCCCACUCUGCUGUCUUGUUAGGACCACACAUGGACGAAACUGCCCAAGACACUAAUCAACAGAUGACCAUGAAUGCGGCUGAUGUCGUCAUUCCUAGGGAAAGCUACCACCCUGCUGACUUGUUAGAGACGCAGAUGGACCAAACUGCCCAAGACACUAAUCAACAGAUGACCAUGAAUGCGGCUGAUGGUGUCAUUUCUGGGGAAAGCUCCCACUCUGCUGUCUUGUUAGGACCACACAUGGACGAAACUGCCCAAGACACUAAUCAACAGAUGACCAUGAAUGCGGCUGAUGGUGUCAUUUCUGGGGAAAGCUCCCACUCUGCUGUCUUGUUAGGACCACACAUGGACGAAACUGCCCAAGACACUAAUCAACAGAUGACCAUGAAUGCGACUGAUGUCAUCAUUCUUGGGGAAAUCUACCACUCUGCUGUCUUGUUAGAGAUUCAGAGUGAUGACGUUUCGAGUCCACAAGACACUAAUCAACAGAUGACCAUGAAUGCAGCUGAUGUUGUCAUUCCUGAGGAAAGCUCCUACCCGGCUGUCUUUGUAGAGAUGCAGAUGGAUGAAGCUUUUGAUCCACCAGACUCUAAUCAGCAGAUGAAAGACACAGAUGUUGAAGAGUCAAAUGAUGAAUCUGACUCUGCAUCAGGGAGUAGUGAUGAGUACAUACCAGAUACCACUUCUGAAAGUGAAGAGAGUGAUGCGAGCCUGAAACCAAGGACCAAACCCUUUUCUCUUGAUGACGUAUUGAAUGACUCCGGUUCAAUGAGUCCCCCAGUCUGUGACACGACAACUUUAGACCAUGUGAUCUUUGACAGCAACACAACAACAUAUGAGGUCACUGAAGCAGACGGACCCUGCACAAGUCAAGACAUGACUGACAGCAUAGUUGUUCGUGCUUCCAAAAAAAGAAAUGGCAAUAGAGUGUACAACAAGAGACAUUAUUGCUUGUAUUGCAGGAAACCUUAUGCCAAGAUGGCAAGACAUCUAGAAAGUGCACACCAAGAUAAAUCAGAUGUGGCCAAAGCUCUUAGCUUUCCGAAAGGUUCCAAGGAAAGGAAAAAACAGCUGGAUUAUAUUCGCAACAGAGGCAACUAUGCUCACAAUGCUGCUGUUAUGGAGUCAGGGAAUGGAGAAUUGGUACCAUUUAAACAACCACCUAAAGAAGCAAAAGGAGGUGAUUUCAUGCACUGUGCAUACUGCCAAGGACUUUUUACAAGAAAGGUCCUGUGGCGACACAUGCGAAGUUGUAAACUCCAACCUGGAUCAGUUCGCCCCAGACCAGGAAAGAACCGUGUUCAGUCUUUGUGUACAUUCACAGGGCCGGUGCCUUCACACAUAAGUAAACAAUUGUGGGGAGUUAUCAGUGCCAUGAAGCCUGAUCCAAUCACGGAUACAAUAAAAAAUGACCAUGUCAUUACUGAUGUUGGGCAGCACCUGUUAAACAAAGGUGGGAUGUCAGCCAAGAAUCAACAGUGUGUGCGAGAGAAGAUGCGAGAAAUGGGAAGGUUGGUUCACAAUGCCAAGAGAGUUAGCACCUUAAAUAAAAUGGAGGAUUUCAUAAAUCCUAAAAAUUAUUUGGAUAUGGUCAAAGCUGUCAAGUUAACUUGUGGCUUUGACAGUGACACAAACACAUUCUUGAUUCCAUCACUGGCAAAUAAACUUGGGAAUGCCUUAGUUAAAGUCAGCAAACUCUUGAAAGCUCAGGGUUUGAUCUCAGAAAACAAAGAGCUUGUAAGGAAUGCCACUGAGUUUCAAGAAGUCCACAGCGAAAAGUGGAACGAGAUGGUAUCUGCAACAGCGCUAAGGAACAUUGCAGAAGCAAAGUGGAAUGUGCCCACUCUAAUGCCCUUUACUGAGGAUGUACAAAAAAUGCAUCAGUUUCUCAGUCAAAUGCAAAAUGAGUGCAGCAAUGCUCUGUCUGAAAGUCCUUCUACAAAGGCCUGGCUUGACCUGGCAAAGGUGUGUCUAGCACAGACCAUCCUCUUUAACCGACGCAGGGAAGGAGAGGUGGGGAGCAUGCCCUUGUCUGCAUUUCUAUCAAGAGACUCCUCAGAUCCCCACCAGGAUUUGGACUGGGCACUCUCUGAAGUGGAAAAAAAACUUUGCAGACAUUUCUCAAGGAUAAUCAUCAGGGGAAAACGAGGUAGGCCGGUUCCAAUUCUUCUGACUCCGAAAAUGCUGUGUGCAUUAGAACUGCUUGUUAAGCAUAGAGAGGCUUGUGGAGUUCUCAAAGACAAUGCUUACAUGUUUGCAAGACCCACAGCUAUGACACACAUCCGUGGUUCAGACUGCAUCCGUGGCUUCGCAAAGGAAUGUGGUGCAAAGUGUCCUGAGUCACUGACAUCCACCAGACUACGAAAACAUGCUGCAACCCUUUCAACCGUGCUGAACAUGACAGACACAGAGAUGGACCAGCUGGCCAACUUUCUUGGUCAUGACAUUAGAAUCCAUCGUGAGUUCUAUCGACUCCCUGAGAAGACCCUGCAACUCGCCAAAAUCAGCAAAGUCCUAAUGGCACUUGAGCAAGGAAGAUUGGCUGAGUUCCAUGGCAAGAACUUGGAUGAAAUUACAAUUAAUCCAGAUGAAAAAGUUCUGGAUUGUGAUGAGGAAGAUGGGAAGAGAGAGGAAGAAAACUGUUCAUCUGCUGUUAAUGAGCAACCAGCAGACGAGACAAUUCCACCUACUGAAGGGAAUGAAUUCCCAUCAACAAUCAAGACACGCAAACUGCCAUCAGCAGAGGAAGUGGUAUCUUCUGAAGCCUGUGCUGUAAGACCUUCUUACAAAGAGCCAUCAGCAGAGGAGACUCUUACAGCUACUGAAGGGAAUGAAUUCCCAUCAACAAUCAAGAGACACAAACUGCCAUCAGCAGAGGAAGUGGUAUCUUCUGGAGUCAGUGCAGUAAGACCUUCUUACAAAGGUAAAACCGGCCCAAAAAAAAAACCUUGGCAGCAGGCAGAGGUGCAGGCAGUCGAGAAGCACAUGAGUAGAUUCAUCACUUCUUGUAUUGUGCCAGCAAAGAGUGACUGUGAGAAAUGUUUAAGAGCUGAACCAGUAGCUCUCAAGAACCGGGAUUGGCAUACCUUGAAAUUUUAUGUGUAUAACCGCAUUACAGCCUACAAGAGGAAAAUGAGUAAAUAGAAUAUUUCUCAUCUUUCAGACCACUUUGGCAUGUCAAGUUAUAAAGUGUUAAGCAUGUUUAAAAAUAUACAAGUUUGUAUUGUUGCUUUAAGUGUUCUCUUGAGAGAAAGCAAAUGAGCUAGACUCAUUAAAAAGUUCAAAAGUAUAAUUUAAAUGAGUUUGAUUUCUUGAACUAAGGAAAUUAUUAUUUACUAUGAAGUUAUGCAGCAAACAACACAGACAAACAUGAAUACUAGUUGUAUUAGGGUUGUUGAGUAUUCUGUGUAGUUACAAUGAUGACGAUGUAAACAAAGAAUAACUUAAAAUGAGAUUAGGUUUAAAGGUUUGACUUUUUGUUUGGCAGACAUUUGUGUGACAACAAUUUCUAGACAGUAAUUCAUUACUCAAAUAUCGGUACUUAAGUGACCACUGAUAUCAAAAAGAUUAAGUAAGAACAAUGUCUCUAGUAUAAAUGCUCAUUUAAUUUCAAUUUUAUUUUAUUUGUAUAGUUCCAAUUCAACGAAAGUCAUCUUUCUAAAUACAGAAUGUCUAGACCUUACUCCUCAUUAAAUCAAAUUGUAUGUUUACCACGUUUUCACUAUAAAUAAAAACUAAAAAAAGUAUAUAGAUUCUGGUAUAGGUUAAAUAAUGUGAUUGUGUUAUGGAUAGUACUUUCGUGCAGUUUGGUUUGCAAUGUAGAAUUGUGAUUCCCAACAAUAUCCAACCCUACUUAAGAAUCCUCUUUACCACAAACCACUAGCACAGUAGUUAAAGCCUUUUCCUUAGUGAAAAUAUCAUAAUGACACGCUUUCUGCAUUAUUAUUGGUGCUGGUAAAGUUGAUUUUAAUAUUUGCAUUAUUGUGGUUUGAUUCUAGUAUUUGGUCUAAGCCCUGCAGAUAGCAGCUUGCUUACUUUAUGAAAAAUGUAUUAUUCAAGACAUAACCUGGUUGGUAGAGGACAGCUUCAUAGCAGUUUACAGUAUGAAGGAGUCACAAAGUGGUUAUAUUAUGGGCUGCCAUUGUUGUAGUGAACCUUGUGAUCAAAAGAAGACAGCUCAAAUCCAAUAAUCUGAGGAUUAUAUCACUUAAGCAUGUUGUUCUACCAUGGUCCCCAGUAAUCAGUUGGAAAUCUGUGUAAAUUAUGCAAAUUAUAUUUAAAUUAGGUCCCCUACAAACAUGUUUACUGGAUUUUUCAUAGGUCCCCAGUUAGCAUGAUGAAAACCUUACUUCAUCAAUUCAGAUAUUUGAAGUCGUGUAUGAGCUAACCAACCAAUGGUGAGUGUACCUGAUUUUUUUCAUACCUCUAGAACCUCUAGAAAGGGUGGUCCCCGCAAGUGAUGAUCAAAAAUUUGGUCCCCAUUGCAAAUGGUAACCAGUAUGUGUGUGUGUGUGUGUGUGUGUGUGUGUGUGUGUGUGUGUGUGUGUGUGUGUGUGUGUGUGUGUGUGUGUGUGUGUGUGUGUGAGUGUGUGUGUGUGUGUGUGUGUGUGUGAGU